Brassica rapa (field mustard) is the source of this 2104-nucleotide messenger RNA. Its product is annotated as diacylglycerol kinase 4. NCBI's taxonomy places the organism in Eukaryota, Viridiplantae, Streptophyta, Magnoliopsida, Brassicales, Brassicaceae. Gene Ontology annotation, molecular function: ATP-dependent diacylglycerol kinase activity. Gene Ontology annotation, cellular component: membrane. Gene Ontology annotation, biological process: phospholipase C-activating G protein-coupled receptor signaling pathway. The record is from RefSeq and is a predicted model, not a curated record.
GUCAAGAAGAUCAAAAAAGGUUCAAUCUUUUUGAAGUUUCGUUCAGAUACAGAAAGAUGGACUCACCGUCGUCGAGUGGAGAUUCAUUGACGGCGAGGAUGAUUCCACGGCAUUCAUCGCUAGAUUCCUUCGGAGCGAUGAAGGUCGUUCAACUUGUCAACCUCGCAAGCAUAAGGGUCUCUAAAGCAGAGCUUCGUCAAAGAGUCAUGCUUCCCAAAUACCUCCGCCUCGCCAUCCGCGACUGCAUCCUCCGUAAAGACGAUUCCUCCCCCGCUUCCUACUCCUCCUCCUACCUAACGCCGGAGGUUCCUCUGAUGGUUUUCGUUAAUCCCAAAAGCGGUGGUCGUCAAGGUCCACUUAUAAAAGAACGUCUCCAGAAUCUGAUCAGCGAAGAACAGGUGUUUGAUCUUACGGAAGUGAAGCCUAACGAGUUUAUAAGAUAUGGUUUGGGAUGCUUGGAGGUGUUAGCAGCACGAGGAGACGAAUGUGCUAAAGAGAUUCGUGAGAGGAUGAGGAUUGUGGUUGCAGGUGGAGAUGGAACUGUUGGUUGGGUUCUAGGAUGUCUCGGUGAACUCAAUGUACAAAACCGGCAACCUGUUCCUCCGGUUUCUAUAAUGCCACUCGGAACUGGAAACGAUCUCUCUAGGAGCUUUGGAUGGGGAGGUUCUUUCCCAUUUGCCUGGAAGUCUGCGAUAAAACGAACACUUUAUAGGGCAAGUAUUGCUCCAGUAAGCCGUCUAGAUAGUUGGAAUAUUUUGAUUACAAUGCCUUCUGGGGAAAUAGAGGAUCCUCCUUAUUCUCUAAAGACCACACAAGAAUGCAUCAUUGACCAGAGUUUGGAAAUAGAGGGAGAGCUUCCUCCGUCGAGGAACGGCUAUGAAGGAGUCUUCUACAAUUAUUUUAGUAUAGGUAUGGAUGCUCAAGUGGCUUACGGUUUUCACCAUUUGCGCAAUGAAAAGCCUAGCCUUGCGAAUGGCCCCAUCGCCAAUAAGAUUAUAUAUUCAGGCUAUGGUUGCUCUCAGGGUUGGUUCAUGACGCAUUGCACAAAUGAUCCGGGAUUAAGGGGUCUCAAGAACAUAAUGACAUUGCAUAUCAAAAAGUUAGACUCAUCCGAGUGGGAGAAAGUACCAGUUCCCAAAAGUGUAAGAGCAGUGGUUGCAUUAAAUCUACAUAGCUAUGGAAGUGGAAGAAACCCAUGGGGGAAUCUCAAACAAGACUAUCUUGAGAAAAGAGGCUUUGUGGAAGCUCAAGCCGAUGAUGGGCUUCUUGAGAUCUUUGGGUUAAAGCAAGGAUGGCAUGCUUCUUUCGUUAUGGUUGAACUCAUCUCUGCCAAACACAUUGCACAGGCGGCGGCGAUACGGCUAGAGAUAAGAGGAGGAGAAUGGAAAGAUGCGUUUAUGCAAAUGGAUGGGGAGCCAUGGAAACAGCCAAUGAGCAAAGACUACUCUACUUUUGUUGACAUCAAGAGAGUCCCUCACCAAUCUUUGGUCGUCAAAGGAGAUUGACUUGUUUAUAUUAAACUAAUCCCUUCUUAUCAUAUAUGUCAGCACUGUAAUUGUGAAUGACCACUUCCACAUAAGAAAACAUAUGAACAAGUAUACUACGAUAUAAUUAAAGAAGACCAAAUUGGCAAGGCUGGUUUCAGACAAGAAGUAACAAAGAUUUUGGAGUGGAUGAUGAGUAGAUGGACACUCGUAGAAGAACAUAUAUGAUUGGAUCAAUAGGACAUAACUUUCAUAAAAGUACUAAUUGCCAUUUGUACGUGCGAACCACUUGCAAUUUCUCAGUAGUGUCUUUUAGUACCAAAUCCACUAUAUAUAAGGGGUAAAACACUUUUACUAUUAAUAAAUCAUUUAUGUACUAUGAUCGGUUCUAUGAAAUUCUUCCAUACGAAACAAACAUAAAGGAAUUAUAUUCAGUCGAGUCAAUUCAAAAAUGAUUUUUUUAUUUGCUAAUUUCGAUCCUAUUUUAAUAUGAUCUUAUGAAGUAGACUAAAUUAAAAAAAUUAAUUUGAACUUCUCUUUUUACGUUUUUUACCGUUGUAUUAAACUAUUAAUUGUCUUGAAAAAUUCAAUUCAAAUCGUAAGAUAAAUCAAUUCAAAUC